This is a messenger RNA of Nycticebus coucang (slow loris), 1797 nucleotides long. Its product is annotated as nuclear RNA export factor 2-like. Gene Ontology annotation, biological process: poly(A)+ mRNA export from nucleus. The record is from RefSeq and is a predicted model, not a curated record. The coding region runs from base 112 to 1797 and encodes 561 amino acids. Gene Ontology annotation, cellular component: nucleus; cytoplasm. The transcript is spliced from 20 exons. Gene Ontology annotation, molecular function: protein binding; RNA binding. NCBI's taxonomy places the organism in Eukaryota, Metazoa, Chordata, Mammalia, Primates, Lorisidae.
AAAGGUCGGUAUUCUUACCGGGAUAACUAUGACAGAAGGCACCUUCAUUAUGAACAUGGUGGAUAUGGGCAUCUGUCUUCACGUCACCGGGUGGAUGAUGGAAACGGGGAGAUGAGGGAUGUCCGUGAGAACUCCAGAAUAAGACGCACUCCUUAUACCACUCAACGCAACAGGAGGGGAGUGAAAUGGCAAAAUGAAGACCAAAUCCAUAUCACUGUGUGGAGAGAUGAAAAACCUCCAGAUAGAGCAUCUGGGAGGAGCAGACAAGACAGAUCCAGGGGGAGAUGGUUCAGGGUCACAAUUCCUCGUGGAGCAAACUAUGACAAGGCAUGGCUAGUGAGCUCAAUCCAGAGCCAUUGCAGCGUCCCCUUCACACCUGUUGAUUUCCACUGUGUCAAAAAUCGGGCCCGGUUCUUUGUUGAGGACGAUAGAACUGCUUCUGCAUUGAAGGAUGUCAGCUACAAGAUCUGUGAUGAGAAUGACCGAAAGAUAUCUAUCAUUGUCAGUCCUUCUGGUGUACCAUUCUCUAUAAAGCAUAAGUUGAAGCCAGAACAAAUGGAGGAUCUAAAGCUGACCAUGACCAGACGAUAUGAUGUCUACCACAAAGCUCUUGACCUCCACAACCUCUGCUUUGACCCAGACUUGGUGGACUGUAAUGUGAACAUAAUCCUGAAUCGAAGAAGCUGCAUGGCUGCCACCCUGCAGAUCAUUGAGAGGAAUUUCCCUGAGUUAUUGUCCUUGAACUUGUGCAACAACAAUCUGUACCAUCUGGAUGGCCUGUCUGACAUUAUAGACAAGGCCCCCGAUGUGAAGAUCCUGAACCUCUCCAGAAAUGAGCUGGAGUCACUUUGUGAGUUGGCCAAGGUGAAAGCACUGAAGCUGGAAGAGCUGUGGCUAGAAGGGAACCCGCUGUGCAGCACCUUCCCAGACAAGUCUGCCUACGUAAGUGCCAUCCGUGAUUGUUUCCCCAAAUUGCUACGUUUGGAUGGACAAGAGUUACCCUCACCAGUUAUUGUUGACAUUGGAGUCCCUGAGUUAGUAAAACCCUGCCAGGAAAGCUAUGAAGGAUCUGAUACCAUAAAGAGUCUAGUCCUAGAAUUCCUACAGCAGUAUUAUUCCAUCUAUGACAAUGGAAACAGGCAGGGUCUCUUCAGUGCUUACCAUGAUGAGGCCUGCUUCUCCUUGAUCAUUCCCUUCAAUAGCGAGGACCCCAUUUCGAGCAGUUUGUGUGAGUACUUCAAAGAAAGCAGGAAUUUGAAAGUGAUCAAGGACCCCUACCUGAGGAGGAAGCUGCUGAAGCACACAAAAUGUGACAUUGUGGAAACCCUCAGAAUGUUGCCCAAAACUCAGCAUGACCUCAGCUCCUUCCUGGUGGACAUGUGGUUCCAGACGGAAAGGAUGCUCUGCUUUUCUAUCAACGGAGUGUUCAAGGAAAUGGAAGGAAAAUAUCAGGAUUCUGUUCUUGCCUUUACCCGGACCUUCAUCGCUACCCCCGGAAGCAAUUCCAAUCUGUGCAUCGUGAAUGAUGAGCUGUUUGUGAGGGAUGCCAGCUCCAAAGAGACCCAGCGUGCCUUCUCCAUUCCAAAGACCACACUGUGCUCUAACUCCACACCCAUCCUCUCCCAGGAACAGCAGGAAAUGGUGCAGGCUUUCUCCACCCAGUCUGGCAUGAAACUCGAUUGGUCUCAGAAGUGCCUUCAGGACAACGAAUGGAACUACACCAGAGCUGGCCAGAUCUUCACUCUGCUCCAGGCCGAGGGCAAGAUCCCAGAGGAGGCCUUCCAACGAAUCCCCUGA